Messenger RNA from Mytilus trossulus (common blue mussel), 1612 nucleotides. RefSeq lists its product as uncharacterized. NCBI's taxonomy places the organism in Eukaryota, Metazoa, Mollusca, Bivalvia, Mytilida, Mytilidae. The coding region runs from base 232 to 1281 and encodes 349 amino acids. The transcript is spliced from 2 exons. The record is from RefSeq and is a predicted model, not a curated record.
AAUUGAAUUUAUGAUGUGGUUUGUCCAGACAGGUAAACAUGUAUUCUCGUUGUUACACACAUCACUACACUACUGCACAUCGGCUUCACCUACAGUAGGUUUGACAUGUUAAUUUUACACAAAUAACACCAAAGGUCAUAUUGCCAUUGGAUUUUACCUUAUAAAUUUUACCCAAUAUGUUACAGACAAUAAUCAAACGACAACCCUAGUAUUUGCUUAACUGACUAAAACAUGGAGUUGAAGAGGAAAUAUGCCAUUAGUGCUGUGUCAUUAGUUAUAAUUAUUGCAUGGAUUUUAAUUCCAAACAAUGUUCUUCAAACAGUUAGUGAUAAAACAACAGUUGUUUUGAACGUUUUUGGAAACCGUAAGACUGCUACUACCAAGAGUAAGCCGAAAUUACCACUAAAUAUAUCCCCUACUGACCCUUUGGAAGUAAUCCGUAAAGACUGUGGUCAGUUGUGUGAUACGUCAAGAAAAGGAUCACCAGGACCAUAUUUUGAUCAUGUCAAUGCAGAUAUUAACUGUCAAGCGAUAUUCAGAAACGAGUAUGUUGACCGUGGUCAUGAACUACCACAUGCACCAAAGUCGAUUCCUAAACAUCUAAUGAUUGAGUAUACUAUGAACAAUCGUAUUCCAGUGAAGUAUUGGUAUUUUGAUAAUCAGUAUUUAGGUAAAACAGCAAGAUCACCUGUUUGGACAGAGAAAGGUAUUCAAGACUGGAUGAUUAGUGCAAAGCAAGGUAAAUUAAGCGGGAAUUAUGGUAUUGGAGAAACAAAUGCUCUUAGGGAUGCAUUGAAACAUGCACCAGGUAUUGUUGAUGGCAGAGUUAUGGUGAUAGGUUCCGAAACUCCAUGGGUUGAGGCAUGCGUAUUAGAAGCAGGUGCGCGUGAAGUUUUCACAUUAGAGUAUGGCAGUAUCAAAUCAGAACAUCCAAAAGUGAAAACUAUUGUUCCGUUAGAUUUUCGUAUGCGUUAUCUAAACAAUACUUUGGGAACAUUUGAUGCCAUUGUUACUUUCAGUUCUAUAGAACACUCGGGAUUAGGGAGAUAUGGGGACGCUUUGAAUCCCUGGGGUGAUAUCAUUGCAAUAGCACGAUCCUGGUGUGUAACAAAACCUGGAGGUUCACUGACUAUAGGUGUGCAGUAUGAUUAUGAUCAUGAAUACCUUAGAUUUAACGCUGACCGAUGGUAUGGCAAAAUAAGAUAUCCAUAUUUAACAACAAAUUGGAAACAACACUACAGAGGCAAAGGUUCGCAGCGUGUUCAUGUUUUUACGAAAUAAAAAAAAAUGUAUUUAAGUUAUUCAUUUUAUUUAUUUGUCUAUAGAUAAUAAUAGAGUAAGUAAAUUUUGAUAAGAUCCACGUAAACUAAUAAGCUUUCUCUAAUAAUGUUAUCAAUGUUACACUGUCGUAACUUAAGAUCUUUGAAUAUACUUCUAAUCGACACUAUCAUUGAUUGUGUUUUAUAUACACUGAAACUUAUUUAAAUGUAUACUGUAUUAAAAAGUUCUAACCACUUUAUAUGGUCAUACAUUAUAGUGUUUAUUGCGUCUUCACACUAAAUUUGUUGGAUGUGUACUGAUUGAUAUUGUUUUUUAAUUAAAAGUUGUGACA